AAUAAAACUCAGUGUUUUUUAAAAAACACCGUUUAAAUUUGUAUUUUUUAGUGCAUUUGAUCUAACAAUAUAGUGUUUUGUGCAGUUGCGAACAUGAAAACGUUGUACAAUCGUAUUGGAUCCGGAUUAUAUACCAAGUUCGUUUUUAUUAUUACGGGGUGAAAUAAAAGCCAGCCAUUUUUUGGUUGAGUAACAUGUGAGCGUGCCUUUUAAAAUUAGGAGGUAUAUUGUGUGUACACGAAAAAGAGAUAUCGAAGUCAACGAACGAUUGGUAGGUUUGGGACCACCACCUUUGGAACGAGGAAGAGAUUAGAAGCGCCGACUUAAAGUGAUACUGUGUUUACGUGAGGAAAAAUGCAACAACCGACGAUCUUUCGUAAGCCCAAAGUUCAAAGAAAAACUGUGCAACGACAGGUGAUGUGAUCCAUAGGCGGAUUGAAUAUAGUAGAAAAACCGCUCGUAAAUAAUGCGUUCAGUUUAGUGAGUAUGCGAAGACAAGUGCCCCAUAUCUACCUCCAACGAGGGGAAGUGCAGUGCUCGAUGCAACACGAGUGUAAUACGAAAUUGGGAUCAAAAAGCGUUGAAGCUAAAAAUAUAACUUCGUCGCUCACGUCGUAGUUUACGGUACACGAAAGUGCAUUCAAAAGUCGUGUUUUUACUAAAGAAUUUCAAUUCAGUGGUAUUUGUGUACGGUAGCAGCAACAUUGCAUCUGUGUCAUUGAAACACGUUUUUAGCAUACCAAACUUUGCGCGGAUCGGCACGCACACCGUUUCAAUCAGGCGAGGAAGGCCAGGAGUUUGCUAUGUCGCACAAGAAGUGAUCGAACAAGUUGAGUGAGGAGUUGCAAGAAAAAAAGGCAGAAGACCAUUACCACAUUCAAUAACAGAAAAAAGUGAAAUCAAGUUAACAUCAAUAAUGAAUGAGUCAGGAGCUGCUACUUCUAGUGCCAAUGGUAGUGCCAAUGCGAAAUCCGAACCCAAUAAAGAUCAGUUAACGAAAGUGGGCGUAAAUAGUAACAUGAAUGGCGGCAGUGGAAAUAUAAUAUCUGCACCUAAAGCGGCAUCCGUACCGAAUGAUAACGGUACCGAUGUAGGGCCGGACAUAAUGAUGAGUUCUACUGGGGUGAACAAUGAUGGUCAUCCGCACCAUCACCAUCACCAUCAUCAUCAUCACAGCCACUCUCAUCAACAUCAGCAACAACAACACCUUGCACAGCAAUUUCAACAGCAACAGCAACUUCAGCCACAAUCUGGAGUGAUAAGCAAUGGGUCUGCCGGGUUCUAUGAUCAGAAAUCGGAGCUUUCUCCCGUUGUCCCUACCGAGGAGGACGACGGGCUCGGACCAUUGCCUCCGAAGUGGGAAAAGGCGUACACCGAUAGCGGAGAGGUCUACUUCAUUGACCAUAAUACUGGUACAUCACACUGGCUUGAUCCAAGGUUGUCCAAGUUCCAGAAAAAAUCUCUCGAAGACUGCCAAGAUGAUGAACUACCGUAUGGCUGGGAGAAAAUCUGUGAUCCACAUUAUGGUACCUACUAUAUUGAUCACGUAAAUCGCAAAACGCAGUAUGAAAAUCCGGUUUUGCAAGCGAAACGAUUAAGUGAACGUGCUGGAAGCACAGGAAUGGGUCCUUCCGGCUCUGCCAUGAGCAACUACAGUGGACAAAAUGGUGAAGGAAGUAGCACUCACGAAGAUACUGCAGGAGACGUAAGACCAAACCAUUUUACGAAGAAUCCUGCGAAUCUAAGAGGUGAACGGCUGAUGACUACGCUGGUUAAAUCGACUCGUGGUCUGGGAUUUACGAUUGUUGGAGGAGAUGACAAUGUAGAAGAGUUUUUGCAGAUUAAAUCGAUCGUUCCUAAUGGACCUGCUUGGAUUGAUGGGAAACUAAAGACGGGAGAUGUGUUGGUUUACGUUAAUGAUAUUUGCGUCCUAGGAUUUACGCAUCACGAGAUGGUGAAUAUCUUUCAGUCUAUCCUCCCGGGCGAGGAAGUUCAUCUGGAUGUUUGCCGUGGUUAUUCACUGCCGUUUGAUCCGAACGAUCCAAACACGGAAGUGGUGACAACCAUUGCUGUGGAUGGCCUCAACAAUGGGGCAAUGACCGAGUCGGAUUUAAAGUUUCUGGAAACUGGUGGUUUUAUGGAUCCGGGCGAUGUGCAGCACAAGAAUCCGCUAGCGAAAAUUCAAUCAGGUGUUGCCACGGCGAACGGCGGAGAUAUCUAUUUCAGUGAUACUCAUUCUUACCAGCAGCACUACAAAAGCAAGGAGAGUAGUUUUGAAAUACCGGAAAUUCUUCACAUCAAUAUAGUGAAAAGUGAUAAUGGGUUUGGUUUCACAAUUACGGAUAGCUCGUACGGGCAAAAGGUGAAAAAAAUUCUCGAUCGCCAGUGUUGUAAGAAUCUCCAGGAAGGUGAUGUUUUGCUAAGCAUUAAUUCUAUUCCUGUGAAAGAUAUGUCCCACAAUGAGGUUGUGCAAGUGUUGAAAGAUUGUCCCAAGAAUAUCGAAACUACUCUGAAAGUUCAACGUGGACCGUCAGCUCUGUUGGUGGGUAGUAGUAAAAUGACGAACAAAUUAAGAAAAAGCAUCGAAAUGGCAAAAUUCGGUGGCGGUUUGCUAAAAAAAGAUGGCUACGGUAUUGGCGCUAACAGUUUAUUCCGAAGUAAAACUCCGACAGCUGAUUUGUACAGCACGCAGACCAAGGAAAUUCUCCCUACAAGACCGAAGACACCUUUGGUCGAUACGAGAGCUAGAGCGAAAACUCCUUCUCUGCCAUUAUCCGAUUUGAGUACAGAAGAGAUUGAGCUUGACGUUAACAAAAACACAGCAGAUGCAAAGAUGGAUUUAAAUUUGAAUCUGAAAUCGAACAGCAGCGUGCAUGAUAAUGAUUCCAUAGCAAACGAUAUAGGCUCAUUCAACAAUGAUGAACAGUAUCAGUCGGCCAAACAUGCAAACCUCGCUGACAGAUUGGGAGAGCUAACAAUUGGUGGCUCAAACAACAGCACUACAGACUCGAUCUACCAUAACCAUCAACCUCAAUACGGAGGCCCAGGAGGGCACUUUCAACGUCAGUCGAAUUUCAAUCACAAUAAUUACAAUCAUCUGUAUUCACCUCCGAUAGUUCCUCCUCCACCGGUGCCACCUAUGUCGGCAAAUCAUGUCGGCUAUGGACCUAAUCCGACUCCCCUUCAACCGACUUACCAUCAUGAGAGUUGUUUCUGUUACGACUGCCAGGACUAUCAGCGUCAACAGCAACUUCAUUAUCAGCAAAUAUAUCAACAACAAACUCUCAACAGAUCCUACGGGAACAAUCCAAGCCAUAUACAGCAUCCACAGCAACAGCAACUACCGUACCAAUUACCGCCCCAAAUGAGUGAUAACAUUGGUAAACGAUUGAAUGAGUAUUUGAUGGAUAGAAAAAGAUUGCUUCAUCAGCAACAGCAUCCUCUGCCUCCCCAACACCACCAGUUUGACAAUCUGUACCAUCAUCAUAAGGCACCCAUUCCGCUACCGCCGCAGCACCAGCCACAAGCACCUGUGCCAUUUGAUCCGCAUUUCUAUCCCCCAGCUAAUAGUUGGCGAGCGAAUCACGGCGGAAAUCAACAUUCUCCGCAGUUGUACGCUGGAGCGGCCAUGUUUCCCGCUCCGGUUCCCAUGGAUGAUUAUGCGCUGUCCGAAGUUAUUCUGGAUCGACAAGCGCUUGGGUUCGGGUUUCGUAUCGUCGGUGGAACGGAAGAAGGAUCUCAAGUAACGGUUGGACACAUAGUACCCGGCGGAGCCGCCGACAAGGAUACGAGGAUUGCUUCCGGCGAUGAGAUCCUAAGUAUUAACGGGGUGAAUGUGGAGAAUGCAUCCCAUCAUCGGGCCGUGCAGUUGAUGGGUGAAGCUGGUUUGCGUGGUCAGGUCACUAUGAUUCUGCGACGGAGGAAGCCACUGAAACCACCACCACCGGCACCCAAUCCUCGGUACCCGUACAAUGUUUUGGUGACACGCAACGAAAAUGAAGGAUUCGGAUUCGUGAUUAUUUCCUCGGCAGGUCAAUAUCACGGUUCGUCAAUCGGUGAUCUCAUUCCGGGCAGCCCGGCAGAACGCUGUGGAGAGCUGAAAAUCGGUGACCGAAUAGUAGCGGUUAAUUCGAUCGACAUAUCCGAUAUGAACCACGGAGAUGUGGUUAAUCUUAUAAAGGAGUCCGGGUUGCAGGUACAGCUCACUAUCGGAUGUCCACGUCCGUUGGAUAAUCCUACCGGGUCCUCAUUAAUGCAAACGAGUAGUGGGCUAACUUCUACCGCCGUUCCCGCUUCUAACGUGUCAAGUGGAAGCGGUAACGAAAUGUAUGUAAGUAGCAGCACGGGCAGUAAUGUACCGUCGAUAAACCGGUAUCCAACCAUAAUGUCUUGAUUGAGAACGAAAGUAAGCCUUCGGCGCCAAUCGGUUUCGAUAGAGGAGGAGGAAGAUGAAUGAUCGAAGUUAGCAAACUCGCUCAUUUUUUCUGAUGUAACCAAAGCAUUUUUUAUUUACUUCUAGGAUCUGGUAAGUUUCAUUUAUAGUAGUCCGUAUUGUGUAAUUUUCUGGCAACUAUUGUGUCGGCUCGAAGCGGACCGAAAGCAGAUGCUCAAUAGUAUAGUAAGCAAAGCGGUUCGACUGUUUGCAUGCUGCUCCCUAUUUUUGACUUCAUAGGAAAAACCUAUUUUGAAUUAGUAACGAUACACAAAACUAUGAACGGUUAUCAUAACCGUCUCCACCUGUAUUGCGCAGCUCGAAAAAAUAACAUCAAUUGCUCAAAAAAUCUUCGAGAUUCGCACUGAAAUGUGUACUUAAUUUCUGCAUGUUUUUAUUAUUAGGUACGAUUACCCUUAAACAGUCGGGGUAUCAGCUAAAAAUUUACUUUUGUCUGAAGAAAAUGAUCAUAACGAAAAAUAGUUGCAAUAAUGAUUCGUACUAUAAUUAAAUGAUGCAAGCAAUAACAUAUUUUAUAUUUCCUUUUCAAUAGAUAUAAAGUUUAAAAAGAUUUAAUUAUUUAACUUCAGAGUAUAGACGAAACAGCAUUUUUGAAACGAUUUUAUUUACUACUGCAAUUUAAUACCAGAAUUUCUUUUUUAAUUAAUUGUUCCCUUAUUUUUGGAUGUUUUCUCGAAAAACACGAUUACAUUGACCAUCUAUGACUUUUUUAUGUGCCAUUAUAUCAAUUUUAUACAUCAAUGCUCCAAGGCAAUCAGUCACGAUACAUUCUUGAAACCACAGUUGCUUCAAAGUAGCGGCAAACAUUGUGUACUGAUGACACUGAAGCUAUAACGAUCAUACGGUUAUUUUUUAUGCAACAAAAAUCUACGAUAUUGUUAUAGUUUUCUAUCGGAUUUUCCCUUCCGACCUCAUAGUUAUAUAAAUUGCAUAGGGCUGAUGAAUGUUAUGCUGCACGAUAGAAGGUGGAAAACAAAUCGCAACCUCAUCACACGGUUGAGCGCUGUUUUUCAGUAUUCCUUUUCUGUACCUUCGCUUCGGCACCGGCCGCGAUGGGGGCGUGGGAAAUGCGGGCAUAAUCCAGUUAUAAAUAGAAAAUAUACAUAUCGCGCGAAUAAUGAUCACACACAACAAUAGUGGGUUUGUACCGGGCGAUUAGUGGCACCACGUCCAUGGGUAGUAUGCUGAACAACCGCAAAUUAUAUGCAUCAAAUACUAGAACAAGCCACGACAAGCUAUUAUUGCGGCUUAAAAAAACGUUCUUUUUAAGUGGUAUCAAAUCUGACGAAUGAAAUGAAGCAAAUCUAAAAAAAGCUAUCGCCUGCAAUUGCCUUAAGCUUCAAGCCACCCCGCGGAAAUACAAUCAUCAACAGCAUUUAUGAAGUAAACUGAAAACAAACACCGAAAUGACUGAAUGUAACAAAUUUUAUAAACGGUACAUCAUGGACAGAUAUAUUUAGUACAUAUCAUUGUAAACCUUUUCAUCAACCGACAACGUUCUCAAAUAUUUUUAAAACGGCACACAUUAGGUAUAGAGUCUUCCGGACCGGUGAUAGUAAUAAAUAUAUUAAAUCAUAACCUGAUUGGCGACACAAACCACCCUCAGCAACAAGCAAAUCACUGUGAAUAAUCUUGCCUUACCUUUAUAUUUAUAUACAUAGAGAAGCAAAAGAUGAAGCGAACUAAACUGAAUCUUAUUCAGAGGAUUUAUUCCAUGAUAUGAAAGUAGCUCUUUUAGGCAUAGUAGAAAAUUAUCGAUAGUUUUUUUUCUGUUACUCCCUUAAAACCAUCAUCUGGAUGGUCAAAUCGAUAAUUAACAACUAGGCAUUAGAAGUAUUAUCUAGUUAGUAGUUUUUUUACCCUAAGAAAAUACUUAACAAACCGAGCUUAGGCUGAUCGCUGAUUUUAUAGAACCCGAUGAUAGACAACACGUAACGUUAGUGAAGUGCCUCCAUUUAGUCAAUAUUAAUAAUCAAAACUCCAAGAACAUUUCCGCGUGUUGUUUCCCGCUGCAAGUAUAUUCUAUUGCUUCUUCUCUUAGUAUAUUUUUACAGAAAAAUAAGUACCUACUUGGCCGCCACUAUUGCACUUUUUGCUUUCUUGGUACUUAAUACAUGCUACUGUACUGUAAUUUUUUGGUGAAAUAUGAGAAAAAUCAAGUGUCUGAAUAUAUUAUAGAAUAGUGUAAUUAUUAGCAU
Messenger RNA from Sabethes cyaneus, 6651 nucleotides. It is a transcript of the gene Magi, whose product is annotated as membrane-associated guanylate kinase, WW and PDZ domain-containing protein 1. The coding region runs from base 917 to 4393 and encodes 1158 amino acids. The transcript has 5 exons. Lineage: Eukaryota; Metazoa; Arthropoda; Insecta; Diptera; Culicidae. Gene Ontology annotation, molecular function: protein binding. The record is from RefSeq and is a predicted model, not a curated record. Gene Ontology annotation, biological process: hippo signaling. Gene Ontology annotation, cellular component: cytoplasm.